Molecule: messenger RNA, 1608 nt
Organism: Diaporthe amygdali
Lineage: Eukaryota; Fungi; Ascomycota; Sordariomycetes; Diaporthales; Diaporthaceae
Exons: 5
Coding region: 1-1608 (535 amino acids)
Biological process (GO): DNA-templated transcription
Molecular function (GO): zinc ion binding; DNA binding
Source: RefSeq, a predicted model, not a curated record
AUGACCAUCGAACAGCCUCAGUCCCACGUCCCCCCUGAGGCGGAAACCCCCAUAUCUUCAACUAAACUGAAAUUGAGCUCUCCAUGUUCCAACUGCCUGGCUCAGAACAAGCCAAGCUGCCACAUCUACAAGAACAAGAAGUCCCAAACUGCCCAGGCCCGAGCUGCCCGCCGUCCUCGCCGCAUUAUUGCUAUCCAACCUCGAAACCACCAGACGCAGCAGCCAACACAAGCCGCAACAACAUCUCAGAAGGACACCAACGGCCCCCAAUGGGAAACUGAUACUCCCUUGCGUCAAGUUUCUGAAGACACUUCGAGCCCUUUGACAUCACGUGAGCCUCUCAAUGAGCAACAACGAGAUGCUUGUCGGAACUGGCGGGGCUCUGCGUCUCAGUCCGCCUCUUCCGCACCCUCCGAGGCACUCAAACUGCCCGAUAAGUCUCUUGCAGACGAGCUGAUCCAAGUCUACUUCAGUCGCAUCAACCCAGGAUGGCCCAUCGUUGACGAGGAAGAUUUCAUGGAUAGAUACAAGUCUACCGAUCCUAGAAAAUCGGUUCCUCUCCUGCUCCUCAACUCUAUCCUCCUUGUGGGUGCUCACGUAUCGGCAUCACGGCGCAAUGACUACAAGUCGCUCAAGGCUUGUUUCUUCCGCCGAGCCAAGAUGCUCAUCGAUGUACAAUUUGAGGAUGACAGAAAGGUAUACAUCCAGGCGGCGCUCCUCAUGACGUGGAAUUGUGAUCACCUCGAGGACAUUGUUUCCAACUCGUGGUAUUGGAUUGGUUUCGCGGCGCGAACAGCGUUGGGUUUAGGCAUGCACCGCGACACUUCGCAAUCUCGAAUGUCGGCCGUUACAAAACGAGAAUGGGUUCGGCUGUGGUGGGUGCUGUUCCAGUUCGACGUCUUAGUGUCUGUAGCGCAUGGACGACCUCAAGCCAUAAGACGGCUUGAUGAGUCCGAUACUCCACCUCUGCAGGAGUGUCACUUCGAGGGAAUUCCCGGUGCCAAAGUGGCCUUCGUGACAGCGCAUACUCACCUAUGCGUCAUCCUGUCCAAGUCAAUGCGACAGAUCUUACAGCUAAAGUCUAGUCCAGCAGAGAGGGCAGAUGCGAAAAGGCAGGCUGGCGAAUCCCUUGGCCAAUUUGUAACGCAUCUGCCUGACUGUCUUCGUUUGCCUCAGCCUCAGGCCGAUACUUGGCAAUCAUUUCUCUACCUUACCUACAACAACUUCCUCAUCCUCCUCCACAGACCUCCCGCUCAGCCCAGCCCCAACUCGUGUCUAGCAGCUACGUCAGGCGAUUCGUCCAUAUGUGCUGAUGCUAUUGCGGUUAUCACAUCGACCUUUGACUUUAUCGGAGCGACAAAUGCGUUUGGCGAGUUGGCACUACCAUCCGUCUACACUCUUUUCACCUCCUUGGUUCACGGCAAGCUGUGUGGGAAAGCCAACAAAGGAAUCGGUGCGACGGCCAAGAUCAAUAUUCUGCUGCGGAUCAUGAACAUCACCAAACGGAUGGUGUUGAUGGGGAUAGUCUUGACCUUUUUCUCACAAGGUGUCUCAUGGACAUAUCGCCCAGCAUCGGUUUCGGUCCCACAAAUGGGCCUAACAACAUGA